This is a messenger RNA of Umbelopsis ramanniana AG, 1266 nucleotides long. RefSeq lists its product as uncharacterized. The transcript is spliced from 2 exons. Lineage: Eukaryota; Fungi; Mucoromycota; Umbelopsidomycetes; Umbelopsidales; Umbelopsidaceae. The record is from RefSeq and is a predicted model, not a curated record. Bases 58 to 1077 code for a protein of 339 amino acids.
CACGCUGACAUUUUUCUCUUCAACCACUUCGUCUUUUCAUCUCACAAAGUACACACUAUGGCUGACCUUUACGGUGUAUAUGCUCAAUUCUUUCGUCUACCUGUACCAAAAGGACCUUUUACAGACCAAAUCAUCAUCGUAACCGGGUCAAAUAGUGGUAUUGGAGUGGAAGCUGCUCGUCAUUACGCUAACCUAGAUGCCAAAAAGGUCAUCCUCGCAGUCAGAAAUAUUGAAGGUGGUAAUGAAGUCAAGAAGUCUAUCGAAGAGAGCACAAAGCGCACCGGCGUGGUUGAGGUCUGGAAGCUCGACAUGUCCAGCUCGGCGUCUGUCCUAGAAUUCGCCAACAGAGUCAACAAAGAAUUACCUCGCCUCGAUGUUGCAGCUUUGAAUGCUGGUGUAGCCACCUUUCUUUACAAAGCCUCUAACGAAGGAUGGGAAGAAACACUACAGAUCAAUGUGAUCUCAACCGCCUACCUGGCCAUCCUCCUUUUACCCAAAUUGUACGCCACUGCCGAUCAAUAUGGUGUGACGCCACGACUCAAUAUCACAUCCUCCGGAGUUCAUGUGCAAGCCAAAUUGACAAAAGAAAUGCUUGCGAAAGGAAAGCCAAUCGAAUGGUUGAAUACGGAAGAAAACGUCAAGGGCCAACAAACGCAUUAUCAAGUUUCCAAAUUAUUGGAAGUCUUUUUUGUACAAGAGUUAGCAAACCAUAUCAAGAGACGAGAUAAUGGACAAACCAAAGUUAUUGUCAAUGCCAUUGAUCCAGGUCUUUGCCACUCAAAACUCGUCAGAAAUAUUACGGCUCCAGGACAGAAAAUGUUCAUAACGAUUUUCAAAUUUUUAUUGGCUAGAUCAGAGGAAGUUGGCUCACGGACUAUCGUCAAUGCUAGUGAGAACGACAACUUCCAAACUCAUGGCAAAUAUCUGUCUAGCUGCGUAGUAUUCCCAACAUCUGAAUUCGUAAGAAGUAAAGAUGGAUAUGAAGCACAGAUCAUGGUAUGGAACGAAUUGCGUGAUAUCCUGUACAAAAUGAACCCUGCGACUGCCACCAUCAUUGAUAGCGGAAAAGCACAGUAAAUGCUGCUGGAGAUAGAUUGGACUGUUUCAUUUCUACACUUUCAUUUCAAACAAACAGCAGAAGUAGUUAAUCUUUAGUCGAUGUUAUUUAUGAUACUCUUUCCAUUCCUUUCGCGAUACGACUUUUGCUGUUAAAUCCCAAUGAUUUACCUUUUAUAUAAACUAUUCUCAGAAAAUUUUAGCUAAAGC